Molecule: messenger RNA, 1158 nt
Organism: Cervus elaphus (red deer)
Lineage: Eukaryota; Metazoa; Chordata; Mammalia; Artiodactyla; Cervidae
Product: histone H3.3A
Exons: 5
Coding region: 222-632 (136 amino acids)
Cellular component (GO): nucleosome
Molecular function (GO): DNA binding; structural constituent of chromatin; protein heterodimerization activity
Source: RefSeq, a predicted model, not a curated record
ACGCCCGCAGGCCGGGCGUUCACCGGCCGCGCCUCCUCCCGCCAGCCCCUCCCCCCAACUUCCCCCUCGGCGCCCCAAACCCGGGCUUCCUGAGUUCCAUGACGUGUGCGCACGGAGCUGGCCGCCGCCGCGCCGCCGUCGCUCUCCAACGCCAGCGCCGCCUCUAGCUCGCCGAGCUCCAGCCGAAGGAGAAGGGGGGUAAAUAAGGAGGUCUCUAUACCAUGGCUCGUACAAAGCAGACUGCCCGCAAAUCCACCGGUGGUAAAGCACCGAGGAAGCAACUCGCUACAAAAGCCGCUCGCAAGAGUGCGCCCUCUACUGGAGGGGUGAAGAAACCUCAUCGUUACAGGCCUGGUACUGUGGCACUCCGUGAAAUUAGACGUUAUCAGAAGUCCACUGAACUUCUGAUCCGCAAACUUCCCUUCCAGCGUCUGGUGCGGGAAAUUGCUCAGGACUUCAAAACAGACCUGCGCUUCCAGAGCGCAGCUAUCGGUGCUUUGCAGGAGGCAAGUGAGGCCUAUCUGGUUGGCCUUUUUGAAGACACCAACCUGUGUGCUAUCCAUGCCAAACGUGUAACAAUUAUGCCAAAAGACAUCCAGCUAGCACGCCGCAUACGUGGAGAACGUGCUUAAGAAUCCACUAUGAUGGGAAACAUUUCAUUCUUUAAAAAAAAAAAAAAAAAAAAUUCUCUUCUUCCUGUUAUUGGUAGUUCUGAACGUUAGAUAUUUUUUUUCCAUGGGGUCAAAAGGUACCUAAGUAUAUGAUUGCAAGUGGAAAAAUAGGGGACAGAAAUCAGGUAUUGGCAGUUUUUCCAUUUUCAUUUGUGUGUGAAUUUUUAAUAUAAAUGCGGGGACAUAAAGCAUUAAUGAAAGUCAAAAUGUUUCAGUGAACAAGUUUCAGCAGUUCAACUUUAUAACAAUUAUAAAUAAACCUGUUAAAUUUUUCUGGACAAUGCCAGCAUUUGGAUUUUUUUAAAACAAGUAAAUUUCUUAUUGACUGCAACUAAAUGGUGUUUGUAGCAUUUUUAUCAUACAGUAGAUUCCAUCCAUUCACUAUACUUUUCUAACUGAGUUGUCCUACAUGCAAGUACAUGUUUUUAAUGUUGUCUGUCUUCUGUGCUGUUCCUGUAAGUUUGCUAUUAAAAUACAUUAAACUAUA